CGAGAAAACUCCCGUUUAGGACCACAAAUCCAUUUGGCCAUUGCUUCUAUAGUUGGGAACAGUAAUUGCUCCAACGGUUUUGCCCUGUGUUAAGAGCCGCGGAGCUACCGAUCACGGUUUGAUGUGUAUUUGCGGCGCCCGACAUAACAAGAACGUUUACAACGACCAGGAGAGCUUCCAAACCAACAGACGGCUCGAGCGGCAGCCAUGGGAUCUCUCCAACAAAUUCUUGAAAUCCUCCAAACCAAUCUGCUCAAUCCAUUACAACCGUACCUCAAACCUAUCACCUCCGCUCUCCCCGAACCUGUGGAUGAUGCUCUACUGUCCCUCCUCGGCGAACACUGCCAUUCAACCCUCAUUCGUUCCCUGGACGUCACCGCAGACCCAGCAUGUCUACCUCUAGCGGUUUCCAAAACCCUAGGCGUGGCAAUUGUCACCUUUAGUGCAAUAGUCAAAGUUCCACAGAUCCUGAAACUUCUCUCCUCACGCUCCUCUGCUGGUGUAUCGUUUACGUCCUACGCGCUCGAGACUACAAGCCUUCUUAUUACCCUCGCGUACAAUGCGCGUCAGAAGUUCCCUUUCAGCACUUAUGGCGAGUCCGCACUAAUUGCCGCACAAGAUAUUGUGGUUGGCAUCCUAGUGCUCUUGUUUUCUGGCCAGACAGCGGCGGCCGGUGCGUUUGUUACGGCCGCUGCGAGCAUUGUUUAUGCUCUCAUGUUCAGCGGUGAAACGUUUGUGGAUCAGGCGACAAUGGCUUAUUUGCAGGCUGGCGCGGGUAUCCUGGGCAUCGCGAGUAAAGUGCCGCAGAUUCUGACUGUGUGGCAGGAAGGGGGUACAGGACAGUUGAGCGCGUUUGCGGUAUUCAAUUACCUCCUCGGUUCCAUGAUGCGCAUCUUCACCACCAUCCAGGAGGUUGACGACAAGCUGCUCCUCUACGGCUUCGUAGCUGGAUUUGGCCUUAAUCUGGUCUUAGGCUUACAGAUGCUGUACUACUGGAACGGACCAGCUACCGCUCCAGUGAAUAAAUCGGCAGGCAAGGGGCACCAGCGGAUGGCAGAAGUCCAGAUCCCGGUUGCAAAAGGCUCCGGCGUCUCUCCCAGCUCUUCUGGAAAGGCCCCAACAACGAGACGGAGGGGCUAAAUUCGUUUUGUUAUGAGAUUCUUUCAUGUGUUCAACUUCCGAGUGUAUCUCAGCUUGCAUGCUACGCUUCCUUCUAUUCUAGUCAUUCCAUAUUAGUGAAAAUUGCACCAUAAUUCUAUAUAGUUUUACUAUCAAAUGAGUUAAAUAAAACAGCUUACUGG
Molecule: messenger RNA, 1301 nt
Organism: Histoplasma capsulatum G186AR
Lineage: Eukaryota; Fungi; Ascomycota; Eurotiomycetes; Onygenales; Ajellomycetaceae
Exons: 2
Coding region: 208-1140 (310 amino acids)
Source: RefSeq, a predicted model, not a curated record